Messenger RNA from Juglans microcarpa x Juglans regia, 2665 nucleotides. Its product is annotated as jasmonoyl--L-amino acid synthetase JAR4-like. Gene Ontology annotation, molecular function: acid-amino acid ligase activity. The record is from RefSeq and is a predicted model, not a curated record. Lineage: Eukaryota; Viridiplantae; Streptophyta; Magnoliopsida; Fagales; Juglandaceae. The coding region runs from base 739 to 2631 and encodes 630 amino acids. The transcript has 4 exons. Gene Ontology annotation, cellular component: cytoplasm.
UUUUUUUUUCUCUUUUUAGUUGUUUUUCUUUAAAAUUUGUUAUUCGAAGUCGAAGUUCUGGAUUUACUGAAGUCUGAAGGUAGAAGUUCGGCUUUAAAGCAAUAAUUUAAUACGUUGUUCAGUUUGAUUUCUCACAGAUGUAAUUGAUUCAGCUAAUUGUACUUGUUACUUUUAAUUGGUGUUUUGCUUUAGUUUUCUCCUUCCUCUGAGAAAAUCUGUUUCCAGGAAGUUUCAUGGCAGUUGACAUAGUUGACCAUCGUCAAAGUAUGGUUUUGGUUUUGAGCUUUUUGGUGACUUCUCUCGGGUUUGGUGAACCUCCUUUAUUUUUUUUUUUGUUUUUCUCUAUGUUCCAUUUCAAUUUUUACUCCCCCACCACUGACAUCGUUUAGCAGUUUUUUCCAAGCUCUGUUUCAUUUUUCCAACCCGACGAAGAUGUCCAUUCACCUCUGUUUGGUUGCUGAGAAAAUCGAGGAAAAGAAAAUAUAAGAAAAGAGAACCGUUAGUCUUGUGUUUAAAUCUUAUAUUAUUAUAAUAAUAAUGAGAUUUAUUUUAAUAUUUCACUUUCUGUGUUUUGCAAAAGAUGAAUCAUCCACCUCUAUCGUACCAAUAUACUGUUGCUUAGAGUUCCCGGAAACAUAAUUUAAAGUUUUGUGUAUGUAAAUAAAUAUUUUUCUUUUGUCUUUUUCUAACAUUUUCAGUUGUUUGAAUUCCUCGUCGAUAUCUGUUGCAUGCGUGAGCAUGUGCGCUGGAUGUAUUCGAUUCAAUGCAUUCUUCUUAAAAAAAUCAUCUUCACGCCGUUCCGUGAUCGCCUUUUAUAUAUUAUUACAAAUAGUACUCCGUUGUCAGGUGGGCUGCAGUCAAAGCUUUGUGAGGAUGUUGGAGAAGAUGGAAGAGUUUGACCCGGAGAAAGUGAUAGAGGAAUUUGAAGCAAUAACCCAAGACGCCGGGAAAGUUCAGAGAGAAACUCUCAAAAAAAUUCUGGAGGAGAAUGGAUCGGCUGAGUACUUACAGAGUCUUGGUCUCAAUGGAAGAACUGAUCCUGAAAGCUUCAAGACUUGUGUCCCCCUUGUUACUCACGAGGAAUUGGAACCGUAUAUACACAGAAUUGCAGACGGCGAUCCUUCUCCUAUUCUCACCGGAAAACCAAUCACAACCAUCUCAUUAAGUUCUGGUACUACUCAGGGAAAGCCAAAGUUUGUACCUUUCAACGAUGAAUUGAUGGAAUCCACCAUGCAGAUAUAUCGGACAUCUUUUGCUUUUAGAAACAGAGAGUUUCCUAUUGGGAAUGGAAAGGCUUUGCAGUUUAUUUACAGCAGCAAGCAGUUCCAGACCAAAGGGGGUCUGGCAGCUGGAACUGCUACUACUAAUGUUUACAGAAAUUCGCAGUUCAAGGAGACUAUGAAGGCAAUUCAAUCCCAAUCUUGCUGCCCAGAUGAAGUAAUAUUUGGUCCUGAUUUCCACCAGUCUUUGUACUGCCAUCUCUUAUGUGGGCUGAUUUUUCGGGAUGAAGUUCAGUUUGUAUUCUCUACUUUUGCACAUAGCAUCAUCCACGCAUUCAGAACCUUUGAACAAGUUUGGGAAGAAUUGUGUAUUGAUAUUAGGGAGGGGGUCCUCAGCAGCAGAGUAUCCGCCCCAUCGAUCCGAGCAGCUAUGUCGAAACUGCUCAAACCAAAUCCUGAAUUGGCUGAUUUGGUCUAUAAGAAGAUUACAGGUUUGAGUAAUUGGUAUCGAUUAAUCCCGGAACUUUUUCCCAAUGCAAAGUACAUCUAUGGGAUCAUGACUGGAUCAAUGGAGCCUUAUUUGAGAAAACUGAGGCACUACGCGGGGGAGCUACCUCUGUUGAGUGCAGAUUAUGGGUCUUCUGAAGGGUGGAUUGGAGCAAAUGUCAAUCCAAAAUUGCCACCUGAAUUGGCCACUUUUGCCGUUCUUCCUAAUAUUGGGUUUUUUGAAUUCAUCCCACUGAAGCAUAACAUUGAGGAUCAGGAUCAAAAUCAGAUGGAUCCUAGUUUCUUCCAAAUCGAGCCGGAGCCAGUGGACUUAACUGAAGUCAGAAUUGGUGAAGAUUAUGAGAUCAUUGUCACCAAUUUUGCAGGUCUCUACCGCUAUAGGCUUGGAGAUGUAGUAAAGGUGAUGGGAUUCCACAACUCUACCCCAGAACUCAAAUUUGUCUGCAGGAGGAACCUCCUGCUAACCAUCAAUAUUGACAAGAACACUGAGAAAGAUUUGCAGCUUGCUGUGGAAGAAGCAUCCAAGUUAUUAGGAGAAGAAAAGCUGGAAGUUGUUGAUUACUCUAGCCAUGUAGACUCAUCCACAGAUCCUGGACACUAUGUGAUCUUUUGGGAAAUAAGUGGUGAAGCAGGGGAGGAGGUUCUUAAGGAAUGCUGCAACUGCUUGGAUAGGUCUUUCGUUGAUGCUGGCUAUGUUAGCUCGCGAAAGGUCAAUGCCAUCGGGGCGCUCGAGCUCCGAGUUGUUCGGAGAGGAACUUUCCAAAAGAUUCUAGAUCACUAUCUAGGAUUAGGAUCUGCUGUUAGCCAGUUUAAAACGCCAAGAUGUGUAGGUCCAACAAACAAUCUGGUGCUGCAAAUCUUGUGUGACAAUGUUGUUGAGAGCUACUUUAGUACUGCUUUCUAGUGUUGUGUAUAUAUAUGUGUUGUAAUUGCAGUUU